Molecule: messenger RNA, 1957 nt
Organism: Acomys russatus (golden spiny mouse)
Lineage: Eukaryota; Metazoa; Chordata; Mammalia; Rodentia; Muridae
Gene: Adra2b
Product: adrenoceptor alpha 2B
Exons: 1
Coding region: 19-1365 (448 amino acids)
Biological process (GO): regulation of smooth muscle contraction; regulation of vasoconstriction; platelet activation
Cellular component (GO): membrane
Molecular function (GO): alpha2-adrenergic receptor activity
Source: RefSeq, a predicted model, not a curated record
UGGACGUCCGGCCCCACCAUGGACCACCAGGAGCCCUACUCGGUGCAGGCCACUGCUGCCAUCGCGUCGGUUAUCACCUUUCUCAUCCUUUUCACCAUUUUCGGCAAUGCGCUGGUCAUUCUGGCUGUGUUGACCAGCCGCUCACUCCGUGCACCACAAAACCUGUUCCUGGUGUCACUGGCAGCCGCCGACAUCCUUGUGGCCACUCUCAUCAUCCCUUUCUCUCUGGCCAACGAGCUGCUGGGCUACUGGUACUUCUGGCGCACAUGGUGUGAGGUCUACCUGGCGCUAGACGUGCUCUUCUGUACCUCCUCCAUCGUGCACCUGUGCGCCAUCAGCCUGGACCGAUACUGGGCAGUGAGCCGAGCAUUGGAGUACAACUCCAAGCGCACCCCGCGCCGCAUCAAAUGCAUCAUCCUCACUGUGUGGCUCAUUGCAGCUGUCAUUUCUCUACCACCCCUCGUCUACAAGGGCGACCAGCGCCCAGAGCCCCACGGGCUCCCCCAGUGUGAGCUCAACCAAGAGGCUUGGUACAUCUUGGCUUCCAGCUUCGGAUCUUUCUUUGCUCCCUGCCUCAUCAUGAUCCUUGUCUACCUGCGAAUCUACGUAAUUGCCAAACGCAGCCACUGCAGAGGUUCCAGGGCCAAGAGGGCCUCCGGGGACGGCGAGUCUAAGAAGCCCCGUACUGUCGCUGGGAGAGCUCCAACGUCAGCUAAAGUACCCACCCUGGCCUCCCCUCUAUCUUCUGUGGGAGAGGCCAACGGGCACCCUAAACCUCCAAGUGAGAAGGAGGAAGGGGAGACCCCUGAAGAUGCCGAGUCCAGGGCUUUGCCACCCAGCUGGUCGGCCCUUCCCAGAUCAGGCCAGAGCCAGAAGAAGGACAUUAAUGGGGCAACUGCAGAGGGAGCAGAAGAGGAGGAUGAAGAAGGUGUGGAAGAACACGAACCCCAAACAUUGCCAGCGUCUCCUGGCUCGGGAUGCAGCCCACCAUUGCAGCAGCCCCAGGCUUCCCAGGUGCUGGCCACACUUCGAGGCCAGGUGCUUCUGAGCAGAAAUGUGGGUGCUGCCAGUGGGCAAUGGUGGCGCCGACGGACACAGCUGAGCCGAGAGAGGAGGUUCACCUUUGUGCUGGCAGUCGUCAUUGGCGUUUUUGUGGUCUGCUGGUUUCCUUUCUUCUUCAGCUACAGUCUGGGGGCCAUCUGCCCACAGCACUGCAAAGUACCACAUGGCAUCUUCCAGUUCUUCUUCUGGAUUGGCUACUGCAACAGCUCUUUGAACCCCGUUAUCUACACCAUCUUCAACCAGGACUUCCGCCGUGCCUUUCGAAGGAUCCUUUGCAGGCAAUGGACCCAGACUGCCUGGUGAGCCUGCCUGCUCGCUGCCCGUGCCUGGGUUGGUACCAAGACCACCCUCAUAGUCUACGUGGCCAUUUCUCUGGAGGCCCACUUGCAGACCUCAUCCUCAGAAUCCCCCAUGAAGGGGUAAGGACAAAAAUGAUGUUCCCAGGGGCCCAUUUGAAACAUUCCCUUGCUGACUGUACUGUGGGGUAGCUUUUCCCUACUCUCUCCUGAGCAAGGGUAACUUGGACCUCCCCCCAAAUGUGGCCAAGGACAGACUGGAUUAAAAUACCUCCCUCCAGGCCACCUGUAAGCCAACAGGCAGGCUUCCCAUUCCUGGAGACCCCCUGUGCCUUGGCAGGCCACUCACUCGUGGUGUUUUUGUUUUUCUUGUUUGUUUGUUUGUUUGUUUGUUUGCUUGAGACAGGGUCUCAUGUAGCCCAGAUCAGCCUCAGACUUGUAAUGCAGCUGAGGAUGAUCUUGAAAUGCUGGUACUCCUGCCGUAACCUCCCCAGGGCAAGGAUCACAGGCGUUCACCACCAUGGCUGGUUAAUGUGAUACCGGGGAAUGAGUUCUGGCCUUCAAGCAUGCUAGGCAAGCAUUCAGCCAACUGAGUUACA